Molecule: messenger RNA, 1632 nt
Organism: Aquila chrysaetos chrysaetos
Lineage: Eukaryota; Metazoa; Chordata; Aves; Accipitriformes; Accipitridae
Product: hsp90 co-chaperone Cdc37-like 1
Exons: 8
Coding region: 219-1238 (339 amino acids)
Biological process (GO): protein stabilization; protein folding
Cellular component (GO): cytoplasm
Molecular function (GO): protein-folding chaperone binding; heat shock protein binding
Source: RefSeq, a predicted model, not a curated record
UCCCCUAGCUCAGAAGAGGCGGGGCCGGUUCUACCCACGUGUCCUGGACCGGUGGCGGGGUAACGUGCAGGGCGAGGGAGGGGAAAUAAGCCUUACGUCUGCCGUUGGAGAUAGUGUGUACUGUCAUUUCCGGGGAAGCUUGUAACGACCUCAAGCGACAGGAAUAUCCGGUUCAGGAUUGGGGAGGCUCAGUCGGUAUUGUGUAGUUUGUGGUGAGGAUGGCGUUGUGGUCUUCCUCCUUUCAGGAUCUUGGUUCGGUUGAGGAGGAUGAGGAACGGGAAUUGACUCCCACGUCUAUCCAGCGCCUGUCGGAAACGCAGGGUUUUCUGUAUCUGACAUCAAAACCACUGAAGAGGUGCAAAGAUACCUAUGGUCAAGGGAUUGAAUUAAUCUGUCAAAACCAAAAAGAGUUUGUGAAGAGCUCUGUAGAAUCCAAAUGGAAUCUAGCAGAAGCCCAGCAGAAACUUGGUAGUUUAGCACUGCAUAAUUCAGAAUCCAUGGAUCAGGAAUAUGCUAAAGCACAGACUGAAGCUUCAGAACUGAGACAUAGAGAGGAAGAGUGGAGAAGAAAAGAAGAAGUGCUAAUACAGAGGGAAAGACAGAAUCUAUGGAAUACAGAUUCUUUUAGUAAGGAGGUAUUUAAUAAGAGUUUUAUUAGUCAAUAUAAAAGAAAAGAAGUAGACGAUGAAGAUAUAUCCAAAUCAUUUAUACAGAAGCAUGAACAAAAGAUUAGAUACUUUGGUAUGCUGGGCAGAUGGGAUGACAGUCAAAGAUUUUUGUCUGACCACCCGUAUCUUGUAUGUGAAGAAACAGCUAAAUAUCUCAUCUUAUGGUGUUUUCAUCUAGAAGCUGAACAGAAAAGAGCUCUGAUGGAACAAAUAGCACACCAAGCAGUUGUGAUGCAGUUUAUUAUAGAAAUAGCCAGAGGUUGUAAUGUGGAUCCAAGAGGCUGUUUUCGUCUAUUUUUCCAAAAAGCCAAAGCAGGGGAAGAAGGCUAUUUGGAAGCUUUUAAAACUGAGCUUGAAGCAUUCAAAUCAAGAGUGAGAAUCUGUUCACAGUCUCAAGGGUUUCAAGCUAUGUCAGUACAGAAUCCUAGUGUCUAUACUGGUAUUGUAGAAGGACUGGAGUCUUUGUCACAGGAUGCAAAUGAUCUACAAGGUUGCAUAAACAGAAGUGUCUGCAACUUAAACUCAAUGCUACAAAAAGAUGAAGAACCCAAAAUGAUGGACACAGUAUAGCACUGUUAAGACUGAGGCAAAGUACUCUUUUUUUAUUACAAAGAAAAGAAUGUGGCUAUUUUCUUGACACAUUUUUAUGGGUAUUGCACUUUAUUUUUGGUGCUUUGAGUGAGGGGGGAUUUGGAGGGAGGGUAAUCUGGAAAUACUUGUAAUAAUGUUUGAAAACGUGCUGCUAGGUUUUUGGUUGUCUAUGAAGAAUGGGGUUCUCAUUGCCAAAUGUGAAACUGGAUGUGUUCUAUGCUACUAAAUUUGCCUUUCAUGAAUUUGGGAAUUAAAGUAUGAAAAAGAAAUUACAUAAAUACAAUGUUUACAAUAAGUGCUAGAUUUCUGGUGGAAUCUCUUAUGCUCUUAAAUCUGGUUUUAUCAUUAAUAGCAAUAAAUUGGUAUGACAUCA